This is a messenger RNA of Nematocida minor, 630 nucleotides long. RefSeq names its product exosome complex component RRP4. NCBI's taxonomy places the organism in Eukaryota, Fungi, Microsporidia. Gene Ontology annotation, molecular function: RNA binding. Gene Ontology annotation, biological process: nuclear polyadenylation-dependent rRNA catabolic process; poly(A)-dependent snoRNA 3'-end processing; CUT catabolic process. The transcript has a single exon. The coding region runs from base 1 to 630 and encodes 209 amino acids. Gene Ontology annotation, cellular component: nuclear exosome (RNase complex); cytoplasmic exosome (RNase complex). The record is from RefSeq and is a predicted model, not a curated record.
AUGUCCAAAGUGGUGUGGCCAGGAGAGAGACUUGAAUACACAGACGACUGUCUGGAGGGGCACGGAAUCCACAAAGAAAAACAAGAAAACGCAGAGGACAUGUUUGUGGCAAGUGUCUGCGGGCGUGUAACGCAGGUAGAUCGGUUAAUAACUGUUGAAACAGAAACAUACUGGUACAACCCGUGCAUAGGAGAUGUUGUGGUGGGAAAGGUGACAGGAAUAGCCAACAAAAGGUGGUACAUUGAAAUAAACACAAGACAAGAGUCUGUUCUUCUCCUCAACUCAAUCAACCUCAUAGGAAACGUGCAGAGAAGAAAAGGAGAGCUAGACGAGAUAAUGAUGAGCGAGUACUACGCAAUCGGGGACAUUGUCAUAGCAGAGGUGCAGUCGGUGGGGAACAAAGUGCAGCUGCACACAAGAAACCCAAAGUACAGAAAAAUAUCGUUUGGAGUUCUCUUGAAAACGGACAAAGUGCUAAAAGACAGGAAACAGUACCACCACGAGACAAUGAACGGGAAAGAGGUAGAAAUCGUGGCAGGAAAGAACGGGUGCAUAGUCAUUCACAGCGACGACACAGCAGCGCACAGAGAGAUUAAAGAAAUAGCAUCGAGAGUGUUUGAGUACAUAUAG